ACCGACAGCAUAGUUUUCGAAGAAACCUUCUCGUGGAUCAACAUAGAUCAUACUUGGUCAUCUUAUACAGAAAAUUGUCUCAAUAACUGAAAAAAUAAAACACACUAAAAAUGGCUAUUGUUUAUGGUGCAACUAUUGUCCUCGUUUUAUCGUUUCUGACAACUGACGUGUUGUGUCAGACCUUUCAAUAUAGUCAAGGAUGGACGAACGGUAAACGCACACCCACGGAAGUUACUUCUCAAUUGUUAUAUCCGGCCUCAUCAUGGAUGAAAAAUAAUUUCGAUUCUCAAUUUGACAAUAUUUCACCGCAAACUCAUAAUAAUGAUGCACAACGAAUGAAAUUGUUCCAUCAAGGAAAUGUUAACGAAGCUCUCUGUUUGUUACCUUGCGAGACAAACACAUCGAGAAAAAAUCUCCGAGAAAAUCAGCAAAGAAAAGGAUUCAAUUCUGAGGGUGCUAAUAAUAUUUAUCAAAUGUAAUUAAUUAAAAUGUGUCAUAGUAAAUUUUACGAAGAGAAAAUA
Molecule: messenger RNA, 521 nt
Organism: Polistes dominula (European paper wasp)
Lineage: Eukaryota; Metazoa; Arthropoda; Insecta; Hymenoptera; Vespidae
Gene: Crz
Product: corazonin
Biological process (GO): positive regulation of heart contraction
Molecular function (GO): corazonin receptor binding
Source: RefSeq, a predicted model, not a curated record